Messenger RNA from Chlorella variabilis, 1368 nucleotides. RefSeq lists its product as hypothetical. The record is from RefSeq and is a predicted model, not a curated record. The coding region runs from base 1 to 1368 and encodes 455 amino acids. The transcript is spliced from 13 exons. NCBI's taxonomy places the organism in Eukaryota, Viridiplantae, Chlorophyta, Trebouxiophyceae, Chlorellales, Chlorellaceae. Gene Ontology annotation, molecular function: hydrolase activity, acting on carbon-nitrogen (but not peptide) bonds, in linear amidines.
AUGGCCGCACCAUGUGCUAGGAGAGGCGCCGGGGCGCCCUGGGCGCUGCUGGUCCUGGCCCUCCUGGCCUCGCCGCUGGCCGCUGCCCUCAAGCUGGAUAUCGACGGCCAGGCCAUCGUCGACCAGCUGCUGCACCUGGCCACGUAUUCCGACGAUCCCAACCCCGCCGUCACCCGCAUCCUCUUCACAGAGAACGACAUGAAGGCACGUGGCUACAUCAAGCAGCUCAUGGCAGAGGCGGGGCUGACAAUCAGGGAAGACACGAUGGGGGACAUCUACGGCGUGCUGCCAGGCGCCAACCCGGGCGCUGCCUCUGUAUCCACAGGCAGCCACUGCGAUGCCAUCCCGCUGGCGGGCGCUUACGACGGCACCCUGGGCGUGGUGGGCGGCAUCGCCGCGCUGCGGGCCCUCAAGGAGGCCGGCUUUGUGCCUGCUAAGCCUCUGGAGGUGGUGAUGUUCACCUCUGAAGAGCCCACCCGCUUUGCGCUCAGCUGCAGCGGUAGCCGUGCGAUGGCGGGCGUGCUGGAUGCUGGCUAUCUGGACAGCCGCCGCGACGAGAACGGGACCUCCUACCUGGCAGCCGCCACCGCGGCCGGCUACGGCGCCGCCACGUACGGCGAGAUGCUGCAGGGGGCGAGGCGCACCCCUGCUGACCUGGCGGCCUUUGUGGAGCUGCACAUCGAGCAGGGUCCCCUGCUGGAGAAGGAGGGCACCCAGAUCGGGAUCGUGACCGCCAUCGCCGCCCCCGCCGCCCUGCGGGUCUCCUUCUCAGGCGACGGCGGGCACGCGGGCGCGCAGCUGAUGCCGUGGCGCAACGACGCCUCGCUGGCCGCCGCCGAGCUGGCUCUGUUUGUGGAGCAUGCCGCGCUGUCCGCGGGCUCCUGGGACACUGUGGCGACCGCCGGAUACUGGGACAUCAAGCCCAACGCAGUCAACUCUGUACCGCGGGAGGCGGUGCUGGAGAUUGAUGUGCGGGACAUCGACCGGGAGCGGCGGGACGGCGGGGUGGGCUCCAUCCGCGAGGAAGCAGCCAAGAUCGCGCAGCGGCGGAAGGUGCGCCAUUCUGUGGACAUCAUCAACCAGGACCCGCCCGCCACCUCGGCGCCCGCGGUGGUGGCCGCCGCCGCGGCGGCAGUCAGCGAGCUGGGGUACAGCAGCAAGCGCAUGGUGAGCCGCGCCUACCACGACUCCCUCUUCAUGGCGCAGAUUGCGCCCACCGCCAUGAUUUUCAUCCCCUGCCGCAACGGGUGGAGCCACCGUCCCGACGAGUAUGCGUCGCCCGCAGACAUCGCCCGCGGCGUGCAGGUGCUGGCACACACCAUGGCGAGGCUGGCGGGGGACGCCGCCGACGCCAAGCAGGAGCUGUGA